CCGCCCCAGGAGCAGAGAAUUCCUAUAGAUCCCUCCUGAGAAGUGAGGAUAUACUGCAAGCAUUCCCAGCCUCUGGCAUGGACUACUAACCCCAUCAUCCCCCCAUCCCAGGACCAGGAUGAAGGUGACUAACAUGUUGGCCAAAGCGUUGUACGAUAACAAGGCCGAGUGCGCAGACGAGCUCGCCUUCCGUAAAGGGGACAUCUUGACGGUGUUGGAACGAAACAUCUUCGGCAGCGAAGGCUGGUGGCGGUGCUAUCUACACGGGCGGCAAGGCCUUGCCCCGGCCAAUCGUCUUCAGCUCUUCAGCAUCCCGCAGAAUGACUCUCCUCCUUCCGGGUACUUCAACUAUAACUCUCUGGGGAGGCUGCCGAGCCCGCAGAACAUCUACCAGGUGCCCUCAGCGCCCAAGAUGGAGUCUGGAUCUAUGUAUGAGCCCAUGGAGAACCUGUACAUCUCCCCGAAGACACCGAAGACCCCACCUGGGGACAUCUAUCAGACUCCGCUGUCGUCUCCGGCUGAAAUAUUUUACGAAAAAGCCAACAGCUCUUCCAGUCAGCAUUUGUUCACUCUUCCACGAGCCUCGAAGGCCUCCAGUAUAAGUCAGGCAGAGCUCUAUGAUGUCCCACCCUCCUCCACCCAGAGAGGUAAAACCCCAUCGCCGGUCAAUGGGCGGUCCCCAUUUCACUCAUCUAUGGAGCAAAGUCAACAACAGCAAAUUUACGACAUCCCGUCAAGUCCGGACACACCAGAAAGGAGCAAAGCCAAGACCUCCAAAGCCUCCAAUGUAUACGAUAUUCCACCGACUGGAACGCUGGUUCAGAGAAACAGGAGUGUCACACCACCUGUUGGAGUCCAGUACAACACCCUACCAAAUCCCCGCAAGUCUGACUGGAUUUAUGAUAUCCCUUUGUCUCCCGAGAGAAACCUUUUAUCACCAAACUGCCGAAAGAUAUCCAUAGAUCAAAAUAUGGUCUACGAUGUUCCCCCGGCUCGAUAUGGGCCGGUGCAUUCCAAGAAAGAGAGCAGCUGCCCAUCUAGUCAAAUAUACGAUAUCCCACCCAGUAAGUCAACAGUGGCCAAUCAAUGUCUUUAUGACAUUCCAGCUUCUCGUGACGUCUCCCCAUCGUAUCAGAAUGGAAGUUUACGAAAAGGCCCAUCGAGUUUUGGUAAACCAAGGAUGGAGAAGAUUGACUCCAAGGAAAACGUUUAUGAUAUCCCAAGAGGGUCAGCUAUUGGGUCUCCACCAAAAAUAGAAGUGGGCAGCUUGGCGCGCCACGAUCGGAUUUAUGACGUCCCUCCACCGCUGCCAAAGGACAACAAGCCAUCUCUACAUAAGCCUCAAUACGACCGGUUAUCUGUGUCAAGUUCAGAAAGUCGGACCAGCACUUUGUCUACUUCAUCGACCACUUCAAGCGAGUCCGUCACAACGUCCACCUCUGAAGACGGCUCAAGUGAACUGAUUGUAGAGCCAGAAGUGGUCAUCAAGAAUUUAACUGAACUGCAAGAACGGGUGUCAAGUUCCAUCGCAAGUCUAAUGAUCUUUGUGAGCAGCAAGUGGAGACUGCAGGAAAAUAUGGAAUCCAACCUCGAAGACAUCCACAGAGCCGUCACCAGCAUCAUCUCUACUUUGGGGCAAUUCAUUGACUUUGCCCAGACCAUCAAAGCCAAUACGGCUCACUUAACAGACGUUAACAUCCAACUCAGGAUCACCAACCAACUGCAAACCCUCUCAGACUCUUUCCAGACUCUUUCCAGGAACCAAGAGUCCAUUAAUCUCUGCAAAUGGUCUUUACAAGAGCUGGUCUUCGAUAAACCUCGCACCACGCCCGAUGACCUCGACCAGUUCGUCAUGGUGGCCAGGACAAUCCCGGAAGACAUUAAGAGGUUUGCGUCCAUCAUCAUUGCAAACGGAAAGCUUUUAUUCAAAAAGCAAGAAGAGAAAAGGCCGAAGACGGCAAAGGAACAUGCGGUGGUGUCCCCGAAACCUCAGGUCCCGACGCGGCCGGACACAAAGGUCCUUCAGGAAUUCUCUAUAAACCGGACGGAGGAGAAAGGCAAAGACAAGAGGCACCCGCUGCAAAAACAGAGAUCUGUAGAAGACAGCGGAUACGUCUACCUGCAGAAAAAAGAAGAUUUUGAAAAGAUGCAGCAAUUGUCAUCGAUGCAGCAACUUGAGCGGAAAACCAGCCCUGAAGAGAAGCGUAAAGGUUGGUUAAAGCCGGAUUCUCGGAUAUUCACAGAGGAAGACCCCGUGGGGAAAAGCCUUACGAGUUUUUUAAAAGAUCCACCGGUUCCUCCAAGUAAACCAGACAUCGUCCAAAGACCAGAUUCGAUCAAGAAACUGGCCCUCUCCGAUCAGUGUUACCUUUACUUUGGCGCCCUCCAGAAGGCCAUCCGCGUUUUCGGGGACAGCCUGAGCAAACACGAAACCCCCGAGGUCUUCAUCACUCACGGCAAGCUCAUCAUCAUGGUCGGCCAGAAGCUGGUGGACCUGCUGUGCCAGGACGUGAAGGUCGGCGAAGCCCGCAACGACGUUCUCUACAGGAGCAGCGAACUGUGCGGCCUGCUUAAAAACUUGGCCAUGGCAACUAAAACGGCCGCCAUUCAGUACCCCAACGCAGCCGCCAUGCUGGAUCUGCAGCACAGGACGGCCGAGCUGUCCAAUCAAACGCAGCUUUUCAGGUCGAUGUUGGAAUAACAAAGACCUGUCGGUUGACUUUUUAAUUUAUUGACUACUUGAGUUGGGCCGGAAACGGAACCACGAAUGGAUUUGGAGAUAAUGACCGCAGUUGUAAUUUAGCUGAGGUCCUAGUCACCCAUGGUGCCACAAUAUGGAUUUCCUUGCUGAAAAGAGUGGCCAAAGUCCCUAAGAACCUUACUAAGCUAAAGUACCACCCACCGUUUGGAUAACUACCAACAACCAUUUAUUGACUUCUUGAGUUGGCCGAAAACGGAACCACCAAUAGAUUUGGAAAUAAUGAACAAUUUAUUGACUUCUUAAGUUGACUGGAAAUGGAACCAUCCAUGGAUUUUGGAACAAUGACCGCGGUCAUAAUUUAGCUGAGGUCCUAGUCACCCAUGGUGCCACAAUAUGGAUUUCCUUGCUAUACAGAGUGGCCAAAGUCCCCAAGAACCUUACUAAGCUAAAGUACCACCCACCGAUUGGAUAACUACCAACAACAAUGUAUUGACUUCUUGAGUUGGCUGAAAACGGAACCACCAAUAGAUUUGGAAAUAAUGACCGCGGUCCAUAAUUUGGCUGAGGUCCUAGUCACCCAUGGUGCCACCAUAUGGAUUUCCUUGCUGAAAAGAGUGGCCAAAGUCCCGAAGAACCUUACUAAUCUAAAGUACCACCCACCGAUUGCAUAACUACCAACAACAAUUUAUUGACUUCUUAAGUUGGCUGAGAUUUUGGAACAAUGACCGUGGUCAUAAUUUAGCUGAGGUCCUAGUCACACAUGGUGCCACAAUAUGGAUUUCCUUGCUGAAAAGCGUGGCCAAAGUCCCCAAGAACCUUACUAAGCUAAAGUACCACCCACCGAUUGGAUAACUACCAACAACAAUUUAUUGACUUCUUUAGUUGGCUGGAAAUGGAACCAUCCAUGGAUUUGGGAAUAAUGACCACGGUCAUAAUUUAGCUGAGGUCCUAGUCUCCCAUGGUGCCACCAUAUGGAUUUCCUUCCCGAAAAAGGAGUGGCCAAAGUCUAAAGACCCCAAGAACCUUACUAAGCUAAAGUACCACCUACUGAUUGCAUAGCUACCAACAACAAGGGCAAACGAGCAAGGAACAAUUCAUAAUCAAACAUAAAUGUAACAUAAAUUACUGGACUGAUCGACAAUCUUCACUAGAACAAGUACUGGUCAAUGAACAAAGUUAAAACUUAAAGCGUAUGCCCCUCCAAAAUGUAUUUUGUAAUGUUUUUGGAUGGCAUGGGGAAGGAGUAGAACCCAUACUGGGUUUUUUAUUGCUAUCCAGGGCACCAUUAGGGAGAUUUUCCUUCAUUCCUGGUCCUGUAACCAGGGUUUCACCAGACAGGAAGUGAGGGUAAAUCUCCAAAACAGACAAAUAAAUCUCUCUUACAGUGUAUGUAAACUUAUUUGCUCCCUUUUUGGCUGUUAAAUAUACCAUUCAAAGUGUUUUGUUAUAUCUGCUUCAUAAAAGGAAAAAAAAAAUACCUGUUGAUCCUGCCAGAAAUUCAGAGCUGUCCUGUGUCCUCUGCACACUUCCUGUGUUAUUUCAGUUCUUAUCUUGAUCUGCAGAGAAAUUACUCUUGAGUAGGUGGAGAUGAGGGGAGGGGGAGGGAUUAUGUAGUUUGACAAAAGACAACUUAGCAGUGGGCUAACACCGUGUUACACUCACCUCCCCACCAAUCCAGAGGCAGGUAUUUUCCUUGGCCCAAAGGCUUCCGGCACUCGCGGGUUUCACUUGAUGCACCAGCGCUGCAGCUGGUCAGGAAACAGCCCUACUGGCUGGUGUUCAAGCAACGCUUCGUGUACCUAAGUCCUCUUUCUGCAGUCCUCCAUGCUUGCCCCCAGUUUUUACUGACCCCAAUGCACUCGUGUGUCGCCAUCAACUCCUGAGCCUCCAGUAACUCCUGUGUCACAAGUGACCCUGGCGUGCUUCUGUGUCUCCAGUGACCCAGGUGUGCGCCUACAUCUCAAGUGACCCCUGUACACUCUAGUGUGACCCCUAUGCACUGUACCUCAAGUACACCUGUGAGUGCCCCUGUGUUUUUCCCUAUGUGCUCCUGUGUCUCCAGUGACCCAUGUGCGCUCCUACAUCUCCAGUGACUCCUGCAUCUCUGGUAAGCUCCUGUCUUCACCAACACAUGUGACCUCUCUACACUUUUGUGUCUCUGGUGACCCCUUUACACUCCUGUGUGACCGCCCCAUGCACUCCUGAAUCUCAAGUGUACCUCUGAGUGCCCCCAUGUUUUUCCCUAUGCGCUCCUGUGUCACCAGUGACCUUGGUGUGCUACUGUGUCUUCAGUGACACCCGUGCAUUCCUGAGCCUCGAGUAACUGCUGUGUCUCCAGUGACCGAGGUGUGCUCCAUGAUUAAGCACUGAUUUGGAGUGUGAAACGCGUAGGCUGUUAUU
Messenger RNA from Rana temporaria (common frog), 5101 nucleotides. RefSeq names its product Cas scaffold protein family member 4 (gene CASS4). The transcript has 8 exons. The coding region runs from base 119 to 2701 and encodes 860 amino acids. Gene Ontology annotation, biological process: cell migration; cell surface receptor protein tyrosine kinase signaling pathway. Gene Ontology annotation, cellular component: cytoplasm; plasma membrane. Lineage: Eukaryota; Metazoa; Chordata; Amphibia; Anura; Ranidae. Gene Ontology annotation, molecular function: protein binding. The record is from RefSeq and is a predicted model, not a curated record.